Metschnikowia bicuspidata var. bicuspidata NRRL YB-4993 is the source of this 469-nucleotide messenger RNA. RefSeq lists its product as uncharacterized. Bases 235 to 411 code for a protein of 58 amino acids. The transcript has a single exon. NCBI's taxonomy places the organism in Eukaryota, Fungi, Ascomycota, Pichiomycetes, Serinales, Metschnikowiaceae. The record is from RefSeq and is a predicted model, not a curated record.
UUUAUUUCUGUCAUGCCUUCGGGCGUACAAGGGUGGGCUUGUAAAAACAUUUUCUUCUAUAUAACAUACGUUUACUUUCUUUUCUUAUUUCCGAGCGAAAACAGUAAGCAGAAGUGUGUUAUGUUCUUUUUCUUUGCCAACAUGAUAGGAGAGUUUAAUAACUUGAACGUGAUAAUUUGAUAUGUCGGAGAAAAUUUUAGCGAAUGAAAGUAAAAGUGAUUUGUGUCUUGGGAGAUGUUGUCAUCAUUCUCACAAAACAAGUGUGGAUUUGGACUCGUAGCGUCCAAGGGAAGCUUCUUAGGGCUCAAUAAGUCGAAAGAACAGGCUCUUAUCGACGCUAAUAAUUUCACCAUGAUCGUUCAAGGCACCGCAGCAAUUUGGGGCCCGGAAGACAGUCACCAACUUCUUUAGCUGAAGAACUCUCAUCCGUCUUCAACGACCAUGUGACCUCCUACAAGCAAGUGCUACA